AUGACGGACGCGGCCCGUUGGAAAGCUACUGUAUAUGUCGGGGGCUUGAGCUCCCUAGUCACUACCGUAAAUCUUCAUGAUGCCUUCAUACCAUUUGGCGAAAUCGUGGACAUAACCCUACCGAAGAACGACGCGCCCAAUUCCACCGAACCUCACAGAGGUUUUGCCUACGUGGAAUACGAGGAUUCCGAUGAUGCUAAGGAAGCAGUCGAUAACAUGGACCAGUCGGAAUUUUUUGGCAGGGUAUUAAGAGUCUCAGCGGCUAAACCUCCCAAGAGUGCAGAGGAGGGACUGGGCAGUAAGACAGCAGUUUGGGAGCAGGAGGGGUGGCUUGCGGAACAUGCUGUUAGCGAGGAAGAUCGCGCGGCAACGGCAGCAGCUCACGCAGGCGUAGACGACAGACCGGAGGAUCCAAUGCAGGGGCUCGAAGGGCUCGACGUCGCCGGGCCAAAGCCGGAAUGA
This is a messenger RNA of Durotheca rogersii, 462 nucleotides long. Its product is annotated as RNA recognition domain-containing protein. The transcript is spliced from 2 exons. The coding region runs from base 1 to 462 and encodes 153 amino acids. NCBI's taxonomy places the organism in Eukaryota, Fungi, Ascomycota, Sordariomycetes, Xylariales, Xylariaceae. The record is from RefSeq and is a predicted model, not a curated record. Gene Ontology annotation, molecular function: RNA binding.